AGAAAAUUUUUUUAAAACAAAAAAAGAAAAGAAAAGAAAGAUCUUCACCGAUUUCUAGGGUUUGACUCCAUGAAAUUGCACAAAUUGCGCGAAGUCCGGAGAGUGGGAAACCAAUGAGUCAAAUCACCGAUUCACGUCGAGUUCGCUCCUCCCUCUCCUUCUCUCUAUGAUCCAACCUCUCUAUUGGAUUCCGAGAAUAUCGCGCCUUUAAAGAGAAAUUCUGUUUGCGCAAAACCUUGAAAUAGAGAUUGUGAAAAUGUGUAGAUAGACAGAGAGAGAGUGGGGUUUGUGUGUCUUUGUUUUUUUAACGUUGGGAUCUGAGAGUAAAAUACGGGUUUUUGUCAAAAUUUUGGAGGGAUUGCGUGCGCUCUGUGGGGUUUUGAAGUUUUUUUUUGUCUGGAUUGAGCUCAUUGGGUUUUGUCUUUUUCUGCGUGGAUUUUGGUUAAUUUUGUAUGCAAUCUAGUGGUGGCGGAGGUGGGGGCCCCGGCCGGACUCCGGCAGGGCGUACGGGGUCCUCGUCAUCUGCAGCUUCGCCGUCUUCAUCCUCAUCUGCUGUAUCAACGCCACACUUGGGGUUUUAUUCAGUGCACCAGCAACAGCAGCAACAACAGCAGCAACAACAGCAACAUAUAGGGACUAGGCAGUCAUUUCAGCAACAAUUACUAAGAAAACCUGAAGGAAAUGAAUCCCUUCUAGCUUAUCCAGCUGGUCUACAGGGGAUUAUGGGCGGGGGCAGUUUCGCUUCAUCUCCAGGCUCAAUGCAAAUUCCUCAACAGUCUAGGAAUUUCUUUGAUUUGCCUCAACAACCUGGUUCCACUCAGGAGGGCCAGACUAGGAGUCAAGGCGUGGAGCAACAAAUGCUAAAUCCUGUUCACCAGGCUUAUCUUCAAUAUGCCUUUCAGGCUUCCCAACAAAGGUCAUCUUUGCAGUCACAGCAACAAGCAAAGAUGGGGAUGUUGGGCGCUUCAUCUGGAAAGGAUCAGGACAUAAAGAUGGGAAAUAAGAAAAUACCGGAACACAGUUCUAUGCAGGCAGUUAGUCAGGCUCAGGCAUCAUCCUCCAAGAACUCUGCUGAACAUUUCCCUCGUGAUGAAAAGCAGAUAGAACAAGGAAAGCAGCUGGCCCCUGAUCAGAGAAAUGAGUCAAAAUCUACUGUCCAGCCAGCAGGGCAGUCUCUCUCUGCGAAAGCCAGGCAGCCAGUUCCAUCGGGUCCUUUUGCUUCGACUUCCAGUUUUGGGGUAGUUAAUAACAUGAACACCACUGCAGGGCAGCAAUUAGCUGUUACUGUCAAAGAUAGCCAAGUACAUCUGAGACAGUCACCUGGGUUUGCAAAUGGGAUGCUGCCCAUGCAGCCCCUUCAAUCAUCGUCAAGUGUGGGCUCAGGUGUGGAUCAAACUUUACCUGCAAAAAAUUCGCCAGGUGUUUCUGAAACUUUGCAGAUGCAAUACCUCAGACAGUUGAAUCGAUCUUCUCCACAGCCUGCUGCACCUUCUAUUGAGGGAGGCUCAGGCAACCAUUUCCCAUCACAGGGUGGGUCAGCACUCCAGAUGCCACAGCAGCGUUUUGGGUUCACCAAACAGCAGUUGCAUGUUCUAAAAGCACAAAUACUAGCAUUUAGGCGAUUGAAGAAAGGCGAAGGUACUCUUCCGCAAGAGCUUCUUCGAGCUGUUGUUCCACCACCCCUUGAGUUGCAGCUGCAGCAACAGUUUCUUCCUGCUGGAGGAAGUAAUCAGGAAAGAACUUCUGGUAAGAUUGCAGAGGUCCAAGCAAGGCAUAUGGAUUCCAGUGAGAAGGAUUGUCAGGCUCUAACAUCAGCUAAUGGAAAUAACUUUCCAAAAGAGGAAGCUUCUGCAGGGGAUGAAAAAGCAACUGUAUCAGCAAUGCAUAUACAAAAUGCACCAGCUACAAUGAAAGAACCUACUACUUUGGUAGCUGCUGGAAAAGAAGAACAACAAUCUGCUAUUUUUUCUGCUAAGGCGGACCAGGAAGUUGACUGUGUACCUUCGAAAACUCAUACUAAAAGUGAUUUUACAGGAGAUAAGGGAAAGACUGUUUCACCACAUGCUGCCUUGUCUGAUACAAUGCAAGCCAAUAAACCUGUGCAAGCAAGCACUGCUUGUCAGCAAAAGGAUGCUGGAGCUGCUAGAAAGUAUUAUGGACCACUUUUUGAUGUUCCAUAUUUUACCAGGAAACAUGACUCAGUUGGGACCACUGGGAUGUUAAAUAACAAUAACAGUCUAACAUUGGCAUAUGAUGUCAAAGAUAUACUUUUUGAGGAAGGCACGGAAGUGCUUAAAAAGAAACGGUCAGAAAAUUUGAAGAAGGUAAGUGGUUUACUGGCGGUCAAUUUGGAACGGAAAAGGAUUAGGCCAGAUCUUGUUUUGCGGUUACAAAUUGAAGAAAAGAAGCUUCGGCUUGCAGAUCUACAGGCACGAUUGAGAGAUGAAGUUGAUCAACAGCAGCAGGAGAUAAUGGCAAUGCCUGAUAGGCUAUACAGGAAGUUUGUGCGUUUGUGUGAGCGUCAGCGGAUGGAGCUGAUAAGACAAGUACAGGCCUCCCAGAAAGCCAUGAGGGAGAAGCAGUUGAAAUCCAUCUUUCAGUGGCGUAAGAAACUUCUUGAGGCUCAUUGGGCCAUUCGUGAUUCACGAACUGCCCGUAAUAGGGGAGUUGCCAAAUAUCAUGAGAGAAUGUUGAGGGAGUUCUCAAAGAGAAAGGAUGAUGAUCGGAGUAAAAGAAUGGAGGCAUUGAAGAAUAAUGAUGUUGAAAGGUACAGGGAGAUGCUGCUGGAGAAGCAGACAAGCAUGCCGGGUGAUGCUUCAGAGAGAUAUGCUGUUCUCUCAUCAUUUUUGAGUCAGACUGAAGAAUAUCUUCAUAAACUGGGAAGUAAAGUAACAGCUUCCAAAAAUCAGCAAGAAGUAGAGGAGGCAGCAACAGCAGCCGCUGCUGCGGCGCGGUUGCAGGGUCUCUCAGAAGAAGAAGUGAGAGCAGCAGCAGCUUGUGCUGGAGAAGAAGUAAUGAUAAGAAAUCGCUUCAUUGAAAUGAAUGUCCCCAGGGAUGGUUCAUCUGUCAACAAGUAUUAUACCCUUGCACAUGCUGUAACUGAAAGGGUUGUGAGGCAACCUUCUAUGUUACGCACUGGAACCUUACGAGACUAUCAGCUUGUUGGAUUGCAAUGGAUGCUUUCUUUGUAUAAUAAUAAGUUGAAUGGAAUUUUGGCAGAUGAGAUGGGUCUUGGAAAGACUGUCCAGGUUAUGGCAUUGAUUGCUUAUCUGAUGGAAUUUAAGGGGAACUAUGGCCCACAUCUUAUAGUUGUUCCCAAUGCCGUUUUGGUUAAUUGGAAGAGUGAGUUGCACAGUUGGCUGCCCUCAGUUUCAUGCAUUUUCUAUGUUGGUGCAAAGGAGCAAAGAUCAAAAUUAUUUUCUCAAGAGGUUUCUGCCCUCAAGUUUAAUGUUCUAGUGACAACCUAUGAAUUCAUCAUGUAUGAUCGCUCGAAGCUCUCUAAAGUUGAUUGGAAGUAUAUUAUUAUUGAUGAAGCACAGCGAAUGAAAGACAGAGAAUCAGUUUUAGCUCGUGAUCUUGAUAGAUAUCGCUGCCAGCGGCGCCUACUUCUAACUGGGACACCAUUACAGAAUGAUUUAAAGGAACUGUGGUCACUUUUAAAUCUACUGCUUCCUGAAGUAUUCGAUAAUCGGAAAGCAUUUCAUGAUUGGUUCUCACAACCCUUUCAAAAAGAAGGUCCUGCGCAUAAUGCUGAAGAUGACUGGCUUGAGACCGAGAAAAAAGUCAUAAUUAUCCAUCGACUUCAUCAAAUUCUGGAGCCCUUUAUGCUCAGACGUCGUGUAGAGGAUGUGGAAGGUUCACUUCCACCCAAGGUUUCCAUUGUUUUGAGAUGUCGAAUGUCAGCUAUUCAGAGUGCCAUUUAUGAUUGGAUCAAAUUGACUGGUGCAAUUCGAGUUGAUCCUGAAGAGGAGAAGCUUAGGCUUCAGAAGAAUCCUACAUAUCAGGUUAAGGUGUAUAAAACUUUAAAGAACCGGUGUAUGGAGCUUCGAAAAGCUUGUAAUCAUCCUUUGCUCAAUUACCCCUACUUCAGUGAUUUUUCCAAGGAUUUCCUGGUUAGAUCUUGUGGAAAACUGUGGAUCCUGGACAGGAUCCUCAUAAAGCUUCAGAGAACAGGACAUCGAGUACUGCUCUUUAGUACCAUGACAAAACUUCUUGAUAUAUUGGAGGAAUACUUGCAGUGGAGGCGACUUAUAUACAGGAGAAUUGAUGGAACAACCAGCCUGGAGGAUCGUGAGUCAGCAAUAGUGGAUUUUAAUAGCCCUGAUUCGGAUUGCUUUAUUUUCUUGCUUAGUAUUCGAGCAGCUGGACGGGGCCUCAACCUUCAGUCAGCUGACACAGUAAUUAUAUAUGAUCCUGAUCCAAACCCUAAAAAUGAGGAGCAGGCAGUUGCUAGAGCACACCGCAUUGGACAGAAGAGAGAAGUUAAAGUCAUAUAUAUGGAAGCGGUUGUUGACAAAAUCUCCAGCCAUCAGAAAGAGGAUGAAUUAAGAAGUGGAGGUACUGUUGAUUUAGAAGAUGACCUUGCUGGUAAGGAUAGAUAUAUGGGUUCCAUUGAGGGCCUCAUAAGAAAAAAUAUACAGCAGUAUAAGAUUGACAUGGCUGAUGAGGUUAUUAAUGCUGGGCGUUUUGACCAAAGAACAACGCAUGAAGAGAGACGCAUGACUUUAGAGACGUUAUUGCAUGAUGAGGAGAGAUAUCAAGAAACCUUACACGACGUUCCCUCGCUGCUGGAGGUAAAUCGCAUGAUAGCAAGGAGUGAAGAUGAAAUUGAGUUGUUUGAUCAGAUGGAUGAAGAUCUGGAUUGGACUGAGGAGAUGACCAGCUUUGACCAGGUGCCUAAGUGGCUUCGAGCCAGCACAAAAGAAGUGAAUGCUGUUAUUGCUAGUCUGUCAAAGAAACCAUAUAAAAAUACUUUAUAUGCUGGAAGUAUUGGUAUGGAGUCUUCUGAAAAGGAACCUGAAAGAAAAAGGGGCCGUCCCAAGGGGAAAAAGCCCCCUAAUUACAGGGAAAUGGAUGAUGAGAAUGGAGAAUACUCUGAAGCAAGUUUUGAUGAGAGAAAUGAAUAUUCUAUGCAUGAAGAAGAGGGAGAAAUUGGGGAGUUUGAAGAUGAUGAAUUUAGUGGUGCUGUUGGGGCACCACCUGUCAUUAAAGAGCAGUCAGAAGACGACAGUCCGCAAUGUGAUGGCGGAUAUGGGUAUCAUCAGGCUUUAGAAGGCACUAGAAACCAUCGUAUGGUCGAAGAAGCUGGCUCAUCAGGUUUAGAAGGCACUAGAAACCAUAUGGUGGAAGAAGCUGGCUCAUCAGGGUCAUCGUCAGACAGCCGAAGAGUUACACAGAUGGUAUCUCCUGUUUCUUCUCAGAAAUUUGGUUCCCUGUCUGCAUUGGAAGCUAGACCAGGUUCCGUUUCUAAAAGGCUGCCAGAUGAACUAGAGGAGGGGGAAAUUGCAUUAUCUGGAGAUUGUCACGUGGAUCACCAGCAGUCUGGUAGUUGGAAUCAUGAUCGUGAUGAGGGUGAAGAUGAACAGGUUGUGCAGCCAAAAAUAAAGCGAAAACGUAGUAUUCGGCUUCGGCCACGCCAUACUGUAGAAAGGCUGGAAGAGAAGUCUGGUUAUGAAGCACCAUCUGUACAACGUGGAGAUUCAGGUUUGCUGGCGUUCCAAGUGGACCAUAAAUAUCAACCACAGUUGAGGGCUAAUACAGAAUUGAAAUCACUUGGAGAUUCUAAUGAUUCCAAGUUUGAUCGAAGUGAUUCUGCAAAAGGUAGGGGAACCUUGUCGUCGAGGAGGAUAGCUAAUACAUCAAAAUCACAUCCAUCAUCAAAACCAAGUAGAUUGAAUCUGCAGUAUACUUCUGCAGAAGAUCCUCUUGAUCACAGUGGAGAGAAUUUGGAUUCUAAAGGGACACAGACAAGUGGGACUCCAAUGGUUGGCCCUAGAAUGUCUGAUGUACUUCAGAGAAAGUGCAAGAAUGUGGUUGGCAAGCUCCAAAGGAGAAUUGAAAAGGAGGGUCAUCAGAUAGUACCCCUGCUAACUGAUUUGUGGAAGAGAAUUGAAAAUUCUGGUUAUGCUACUGGAGCUGGCAGUAGUCUUUUGGAUAUAAGAAAAAUCGAUCAGCGUGUUGAAAGACUAGAGUAUGCUGGAGUUGUGGACCUGGUAGUUGAUGUGCAGUUUAUGUUGAAAAGUGCAAUGCAGUAUUAUUCGUACUCGCACGAGGUUAGAUCUGAAGCGAGGAAAGUACAUGAUCUCUUUUUUGAUAUAUUGAAAAUUGCAUUCCCAGAGGCAGAUUUUCGAGAGGCCAGAAAUGCAAUCUCUUUUUCUGGCCAGGGAUCCAUAUCCACAGCUGCAUCCCCAAGGCUGGUGGCUGUUGGGCAAAGCAAGAAACACAAGUUGAUUAAUGAGGUAGAGCCUGACAUGGGGAAUCCCCAGAAGCCCAUGGUCAGGAUGCACAUGCCCCAGAAGGAUUUGAGGUUAGGGAGUGGAAAUAUCACUGGCCGGGAUCAAUGCCAGCAGGAUGAUUCUUCACGGCUCACUCAUCCAGGAGAGCUGGUUAUCUGCAAGAAAAAGAGGAAAGAGAGGGAAAAAACACUGGUGAAGUCUAGGAGUGGAUCAACUGGGCCUGUCUCACCUCCCAGUGUGAGUCGUAAUAUGAGAAGUCCAGGGUCAGGCUCCGUAUCCAGGGAUGUGAGACUGAGUCAUCAAGCCACCGAGCAAGGAUGGGCUAACCAGCCUGCUCAGUCAGCAAAUGGUCCUGGUGGGACCGUUGGGUGGGCAAAUCCUGUAAAAAGGUUGAGGACGGAUGCAGGUAAAAGGAGGCCAAGCCAUUUAUGAUUGUUGGAAUAAUGGUCCUGUUAAUGUAAUGGAGGAAAUGUCUUCAAACUGUUCAUGGAAUUCAGGUCCUCAGUGUGAUCAGUGAUCUUGGCAGCUUGAACAAAUGUAGUUAGCUCAUGCUGUUAACAUAGUUUAGGUGUUUGUUUUGCCACUGUAUAUGCUCUCAUCAAAUGGAAUUUAAUGGUUGGCGUAUCCGCGCCUUGUAGAUAUUCAUAUGCCUUCCAUACCAAUGAAUUCUCUCGUCUCUCUCUCUC
Tripterygium wilfordii is the source of this 7141-nucleotide messenger RNA. RefSeq names its product ATP-dependent helicase BRM. The record is from RefSeq and is a predicted model, not a curated record. Gene Ontology annotation, cellular component: nucleus. Gene Ontology annotation, molecular function: protein binding; DNA binding; ATP binding. NCBI's taxonomy places the organism in Eukaryota, Viridiplantae, Streptophyta, Magnoliopsida, Celastrales, Celastraceae. The transcript has 15 exons. Gene Ontology annotation, biological process: positive regulation of transcription by RNA polymerase II. The coding region runs from base 453 to 6887 and encodes 2144 amino acids.